UGGCGAGCGCCGGCUCGGUCCGGUUCGAUCCGGUCCGGCCCGGUCGGGCCCCGCCUCAGGAUGCGGCGCGCAGGCCUCGGUGAAGGAGGACCCGCGGGUUUCCAUGGCAACUACGGCUACCCCAGCAGCGGCUACAGCGCGUGCGAGGAGGAGAACGAGAGGCUGACGGAGAGCCUGCGCUCCAAAGUCACAGCCAUCAAAUCCCUCUCCAUCGAGAUCGGCCAUGAAGUUAAACAUCAGAACAAGAUGUUGUCGGAGAUGGUCUUCUCUGUGCUCAUCUUGGGGUACCCACCCCCUCCUUGCUCCUGUUCGCCCCACUUCUCUCGCCUCCUCCUCCUCCUCCUCUUCUCCUUUGCCAUCCCUCCCCCUUCCGACCGCCAAGGGGGCAGAUAACGGAUUCGGAGUUCGAUUCGACCACUGGCUUCCUGGGGGCCACUCUGGGACGGCUCAAGGUUUUGUCCCGGGGCAGCCAGACCAAGCUCCUGUUCUACAUGAUGCUCUUCGCCCUCUUCGUCUUCUCGGUCGUCUACUGGAUCAUUAAACUGAGGUGAUG
Messenger RNA from Tachyglossus aculeatus (Australian echidna), 553 nucleotides. It is a transcript of the gene BET1, whose product is annotated as Bet1 golgi vesicular membrane trafficking protein. Gene Ontology annotation, molecular function: SNAP receptor activity. Gene Ontology annotation, cellular component: SNARE complex; Golgi trans cisterna. Lineage: Eukaryota; Metazoa; Chordata; Mammalia; Monotremata; Tachyglossidae. The record is from RefSeq and is a predicted model, not a curated record. Gene Ontology annotation, biological process: vesicle fusion with Golgi apparatus; endoplasmic reticulum to Golgi vesicle-mediated transport. Bases 61 to 393 code for a protein of 110 amino acids. The transcript has 5 exons.